AUGCCGCCAGCAGCGUCGCCUCGCAACACCAGCACGCUCGCCAAAUUAGCGCGCCGGACCCUGGUCACAGCGGGGCCGGCUGUCGCCUCGCAGGCUUCGCAUCACUUUGAGCGCCGCGGGUUGAGUGUAAAUCACACCCAAGGGGUUACGCUGGGUGUUAUUGCUGCGUAUGUUGUCGUUAUUGCGUUGUUGUGGAACUUGCCGUAUGUACGGUGGGUGUUGUGGCCGUUCAAGAUGCUCGUCAUAGCCUUUCAUGAAUUCUCUCAUGCAAUAACAUCCUGCUGUACCGGCGGGCGAGUGGAGUCCAUCUCCCUUGAUCCCCAUGAAGGCGGUGUAACGCAUAUGCGCGGCGGCAAGCAAUUCAUAACUCUGCCUGCUGGCUACUUGGGCUCCUCAUUGAUAGGUGCUCUGCUGACCUUUUGUGGCUUCAACAUCGUGGCAUCCAAAGUAGCGAGUAUAGUGCUAGGCGUUUGCUUCUUGCUGACACUAUGGUGGGCGAGAAAAGACUGGUUGACUAUCGUCACAAUUCUUCUCAGCGUAGGGCUACUGGUAGCCUUCUGGUUCAUCGAACAUGGCGAGGCGUUGAGGUUCAUGGUCCUUUUCAUCGGCGUCAUGUCUUCUCUCUACAGCGUCUGGGAUAUCUGUGACGACCUCAUUCUCCGUAAGGUCAACUCGUCUGAUGCCAGCGUCUUCGCUAAGCGGUAUGGCGGUUCGUCGCAAUGCUGGGGUGUUAUUUGGUCGCUUGUGUCGUUGGUGUUUAUGGUAUGCGGAAUCCUUGCGGGAUUGGCAGCCUUUAAACAGAGCUUCGAACAGCAAGAGAAGGAUAGUCAAGACUUUAUUCCUACGGUACGGAUGAUGAUGAGGGUGUGA
Messenger RNA from Alternaria metachromatica, 870 nucleotides. RefSeq lists its product as uncharacterized. The coding region runs from base 1 to 870 and encodes 289 amino acids. The transcript has 3 exons. The record is from RefSeq and is a predicted model, not a curated record. NCBI's taxonomy places the organism in Eukaryota, Fungi, Ascomycota, Dothideomycetes, Pleosporales, Pleosporaceae.